AUGUCCGAUCCCGCCAUCGCCACUUUUGACCUGGAUCUCUGUCCCAGCCUGCUGGCCGCCUCGCAGCGGCUUCAAGGCGGUGCCGGGCUCGUCACUGCUGCCUGCGAGCCUGCAUGCGCCGAGACCAUUUACGCCUGUCGGUCCGAGCUGACCGCCGCCUUCAAUGCCGACAGCGGCCGCGAGGGCUUCAUGCUGUCCAAUUUCCUGGCCUCAUGCGCGGUGGUUCAUGCGAACAAGGGCAAGACCUGCAAGCAGCUGGACGUCAACUGCGGGAGCUGCCAGCCUGCGCCCAAUCGCCACGUGUGCAAAGCCUGCAGGGGCAACACAUGGAAGCUGUCUGCUGGCAAGACCUGUGUGCGGAAGCGGUGCACGGAGCUGGAUCCCAAGUGCUCCACCUGCCAGCCAGGCGCCCGCUGGAAGUGCCAGGCCUGCAAGCAGGUGCACCGGCUGGUGAACGGCAAGUGCAGGAAGGCGGCGUGA
Chlorella variabilis is the source of this 480-nucleotide messenger RNA. RefSeq lists its product as hypothetical. Lineage: Eukaryota; Viridiplantae; Chlorophyta; Trebouxiophyceae; Chlorellales; Chlorellaceae. The transcript is spliced from 4 exons. The coding region runs from base 1 to 480 and encodes 159 amino acids. The record is from RefSeq and is a predicted model, not a curated record.